AUGGCGGGCGGGGGUCCCCUGAAGGAGCUCUGCGAGGAAGCCUCUUGCUCCAUCUGCCUGGACUUCUUCAGGGAUCCGGUGAGCAUUGCAGAGUGCGGGCACAAUUUCUGCCGAGCUUGCCUGAUCCGGAGCUGGGGGGAGUCGGGGGCAGACGCCUCCUGCCCCCAGUGCAGAGGGAGAGCGCAGGAGGGGAGCCUCCGGCCCAACCAGCAGCUGGCCAACUUGGUGGCGAUAAUCCAGAAACUGAGUCCUCAGGAGGGAAAGGAGGAGACCAGAAAAGGGCAGAAGCGAAGGAGGGGGGUCUGCGAGAAGCACCAGGAGCCCCUGAAGUUUUUCUGCGUGGAGGACCAAGCCCCCCUCUGCGUGGUCUGCCGCAGAUCCGAGGAGCACAAAAGGGACGAGGUGAUCCCUCUGGAGGAGCCUGCCGGAGAGAAGAAGACAGUCACGGCAGCCAGAAAGGAGAGAGUUUGCCCGAAGCACCAGGAGCCGCUGAAGCUCUUCUGCAAAGACGAUGAAGCCCUCAUCUGUGUGGUCUGUGACCUGUCAAAGGAGCACAACCAUCAUGAAAUCAUUCCUGUGGAGGAGGCCUUCCAAGAGUACAAGGAUCAGUUCUGUGAUUGUAUGAAGGUUCUUCGGAGGAAGAAGGAUAUUAUUCUAAUGUAUAAAGCCAAUAUAGUGAGAGAAAGCCAAGACCUGCUUAAGCAAACCAAAGGAGAGCGGCAGAAGAUAGUGAUCAAGUUCAGGCAACUGCAUAAGUUUCUGGAUAAGCAAGAGAAGCUUUUGCUGACCCAGAUGGAAGAAAUGGAGAAGGAGGUGACAAGAACCAGGGACCAGAACCUGGCUGAACUGUCUGAGGAGCUCUCCUCUCUGUACAGCCUCAUCCGGGAGAUGGAAGAGAAGAGUCAGCAGCCGGCCAGUGAACUCCUGCAGGAUGCCAGAAGCACCUUGCAGAGGUGUGAAGAAAAGGAGGCGUCUGAGGAUCCAGUGGCUUUUCUUCUUGCACUGAAGGGCCGCAUGUGGGACUUCCCAGACUUAAAUCCCCUUUUGGAGGGCAUCAGCAAGCAAUUCAAAGACACUCUGGAUUCUGGACUUUACCUGCAGAAAGCGAAUGUGACUCUGGAUCCAGACACGGCCCAUCCCCAACUCGUCCUGUCUGAGGAUCGGAAAAGCGUGAGAUGGGGAGAAGAAGCUCAAGCUCUGCCCAGCAACCCUGAGAGAUUUGACGAAUAUGCUGCUGUGCUGGGCCUUGAGGGAUUCAGAGCCGGCCGUCAUUUCUGGGAAGUCCUUGUGGGAAGUGAGGGAGAUUGGAGUGUGGGGGUGGCCAGAAGGUCUGUGGGGAGGAAGGGAGACCUCAGCUUUAGUCACGAGGAAGAGAUCUGGGAGGUGGGGAAGUGGAAUGGGCACUACUGGGCUUUCGUGGAAGGCGGUGACAAUUCCCUGUCCCUGACCGGGGAGCCGAAGAGGAUCCGAGUCUGCCUGAACUACGCUGGGGGCCGAGUGGCCUUUUUUGACGCUGACCGAGGAUCCCUGAUCUACGAGUUCUCCGGAGCCUCCUUCCAUUGGGAGACCCUCCUGCCCUACUUUCGAUUUGGUUCAAAAGGCCACCUCAAACUCACUUCUUAA
Messenger RNA from Euleptes europaea (tarantolino), 1623 nucleotides. Its product is annotated as E3 ubiquitin-protein ligase TRIM7-like. The transcript has 8 exons. The record is from RefSeq and is a predicted model, not a curated record. Gene Ontology annotation, molecular function: protein binding; zinc ion binding. Bases 1 to 1623 code for a protein of 540 amino acids. Lineage: Eukaryota; Metazoa; Chordata; Lepidosauria; Squamata; Sphaerodactylidae.